Arachis stenosperma is the source of this 1108-nucleotide messenger RNA. RefSeq lists its product as uncharacterized. The record is from RefSeq and is a predicted model, not a curated record. NCBI's taxonomy places the organism in Eukaryota, Viridiplantae, Streptophyta, Magnoliopsida, Fabales, Fabaceae. Gene Ontology annotation, biological process: protein N-linked glycosylation; positive regulation of SREBP signaling pathway. Gene Ontology annotation, molecular function: alpha-1,6-mannosylglycoprotein 6-beta-N-acetylglucosaminyltransferase activity. The coding region runs from base 4 to 885 and encodes 293 amino acids. The transcript is spliced from 11 exons.
GACAUGGGAAUGAGAAAAGCAAGAAGGCGCAAUGGAAGGUGGGGAUCAAUGGAAGCAUUGCACACGAUGGGGAAAACCAACACUCUGAUGCUGCUUCUGAUACACAUUUUCUACUUUUCACCCACAACAAUCACCGCUAUCAGAAAAGACAUUGGGUUUGAACCUUCCCAUCGUCCCUGCAACACCACCGUUCAAGGAAGAUACUUUCUCACUGAUGAUAACGGUUAUGUGUGCAAUGCUAUGUCCGUGGAUCCGCAGACUCGGUGCUGCCCUGAAACUGGGGAGAAAUUCUCUUGUCAAGGAUGCAAUGUUCUUUCACAGUGUUGCAACUCUUACGAAUAUUGUGUUUCGUGCUGCCUAAACCCUGUGCAGACAAGUAAGGAACAAAUUCUGAAGGUGAAGGUUGCAAAACCAGCUACUGCAAGGACUUAUACAAGUGUUUUUGACUACUGUGCUGGGAGAUGCCGUCAUAGUUCUGAGAGUGUGGUUCAUGAAAACGCUUAUGUUAGUGAUUUCCACCACUGCUUUUCUCUCCCAUCUAAUUCUUCUGCGGGGACAAAUAGUACACUCCUUGAAGCAAGACUGAAUGGCAUCAAUGUUGUUGUUGGCAGGCAAGGUGAAUCAUGUAAUUCAGUUUGCAAGUUAAGAGGGAAAUUAUGCGUACCAAAUAAACUUGUGGUUCUUAAUCAUUGUGAUAUUAUUCAGAAAUAUAUGAGCUGCAAAGGAGCUUGCUUUUCAAGUGUAGGAACAGAUCAACCUGCUGAAGUUGUUGAUGAUGCCCCCAAGCAUAUGAAUCCAGGAUCAUGUUUAUACACUCAGACACAGUCUAUGCUUUCUUGUGAUGGUUCACAUCAGCAUACAAGGAGAUUGUGCCCCUGUGCUUAGGGGUUUUUUCCUGCCUGAACAUUUUCCUUUGUGAUGCAGAGUUCUGUGACUAUUCUAGAAGGUGGAAAGCAUCUAGUUGUGUUUCAAUACAAACUUUGCUUUCUGUUACACUGCUGUACUAGAUUUUGUAGCACUAGUAGAUAUGGUAUCAGUGGAGGCAACUCUUGUAAAUCAUCAACCUUUAGAAAUUCUAAUAUCAUUCUAUGUUGUAAAUUUUCUUUUU